CUCUCUGGGUUUCCGUAGAUAAUGUUCCGUUGAAGUAAACAUAAAAAUAUAAACAGUUUUUACGGAGUGUGAGCUUUAACAGAAAGUUAAUUAAUCACUUCCUGCAGUUGUUGAACUCAUCUGAUUUUUUUUUCAGAAGCUGUUUUUGAUUCAAACUCACCAAGAAAAAUGACGAAUCUGCGGAAGUGACGCAAACUUGAUGCGCAGGAAGUCUCAGAGCCGAACAACAUGAUUCUGUUCACAUCCAACAAACUGACCCGUUUACUGAGGAUAGCUGCUAAUAAACCGUCAGCUUUCCGAACCGGAACCGUGUUAAAGUCCGGAGCUGUGUGCUGUGUUCAGCCGAACCGGAACCAGGGGUCUGUGGACAGGACGUCCCUGCAGGGGUCUGUGGACAGGACGUCCCUGCAGGGGUCUGUGGACAGGACGUCCCUGCAGGGGUCYGUGGACAGGACGUCCCUGCAGGGGUCYGUGGACAGGACGUCCCUGCAGGGGUCUGUGGACAGGACGUCCCUGCAGGACAGACAGAAGCAGCAGAUGGCUCGAGGUCUUCCCAAACACAAACCUGUCUCAGGUGUGGAACACGUCAUCGUUGUGGCGUCAGGGAAAGGCGGCGUGGGAAAAUCCACGACUGCAGUUAAUUUAGCUCUGGGCUUGUUGGCCAACGACCCGUCCAGGUCAGUCGGUCUGUUGGACGCUGAUGUCUACGGCCCGUCCGUCCACAAACUGAUGAACCUGCAGGGACAUCCGGAGCUCAGCGACAAAAACCUGAUGAUCCCUCUGAGGAACUACGGCGUCCCCUGCAUGUCCAUGGGCUUCCUGGUGGAGGACACGUCUCCGAUCGUGUGGAGGGGACUGAUGGUCAUGUCUGCUGUGGAGCGCCUGCUCAGACAGGUGGACUGGGGCUCGUUGGACUACCUGGUGGUGGACAUGCCUCCUGGGACAGGAGACGUCCAGCUGUCAAUCACCCAGAACAUCCCGAUAGCAGGUGCGGUCAUCGUGUCCACGCCGCAGGACAUCGCUCUGCUGGACGCUCGCAGAGGAGCCGAGAUGUUCAAGAAAGUCAACGUUCCGGUUCUGGGUCUGGUGCAGAACAUGAGCGUCUUCCAGUGUCCAAAGUGUCUCCAUCAGACCCACAUCUUCGGUUCUGAUGGAGCGCGGCAGCUGGCAGACACUCUGGGGGUGGAGCUGUUAGGUGACAUCCCACUUCACCUGAACAUCAGAGAGACAUCAGACAGAGGACAGCCGGUGGUGGUCUCUUCUCCAGACAGUCCAGAGGCAGAGGCCUACAGGAAGCUGGCGUCUGCUGUGAUCCGGAGGCUCCAGGAAGUGAACAUGUGACCUUCAGCUCCAACAGGAAGUCAGCUGGUCGUUACUUCAGAAGCUUCUUUUAUCUGACAGGAAGUUAAAUCAGAGCCACAGCCAGUCUGUCAUGCUAAAGAAAUGAGAUGUUUAAAGCAGGUCUAAGAGC
This is a messenger RNA of Austrofundulus limnaeus, 1471 nucleotides long. RefSeq names its product nucleotide binding protein-like (gene nubpl). Gene Ontology annotation, molecular function: ATP-dependent FeS chaperone activity; ATP binding; 4 iron, 4 sulfur cluster binding. Gene Ontology annotation, cellular component: mitochondrion. Lineage: Eukaryota; Metazoa; Chordata; Actinopteri; Cyprinodontiformes; Rivulidae. The record is from RefSeq and is a predicted model, not a curated record. Gene Ontology annotation, biological process: mitochondrial respiratory chain complex I assembly; iron-sulfur cluster assembly.